AUGAACGCGGGCGGAUCGUCCUCCUCCUCCUCCUCCGCCUCCGGCGAGGAAAAGGAAAAGAAGAAGGAGGGAGGAGGCUUCGACGCCGCGAAGGCGCUCGAGAACGUCUUCAGCGCGAUCCGCGAGAGCGCGAACCGCGCGGAGGUGAAGUGGGGGAUCGGCGAGAAGCUGCGAAAUCAGACGUCCGGGUUUCGAGAGUCCGUCGUCAACCUCGACGCGAAGCUCGGAGUGUCCAAGUUCGUGAAGAACGCGGCGCCGCCGCUGUGGGAAAAAGUGCAGGCCUUCCGCGCCACCCCCGCGGGGAGGGUCGCGAACUUUAUCUUCUACGCGUGGCUGUUCUUCUCCGGGUUCUUCUGGACGAUCGUCUCGCUGGGGAUCGCGGGCGCGUUUCUCGCGAAUCUGCUCUUCCCGAGCUUUUUCCAGGAGAGGGCUCGAAAGGCGCAGGCGCAGAUGGCGGAGCGCGUUCGAGCCGCGCAGGCGGCGCAGGCGGGCGGGAUGGGCGGGAUGGGAGGGAUGGGAGGGAUGGAAGGGAUGGGCGGUGCUCCGGGAGGGAUGGGCGGGAUGGGCGGGAACCCGUACGGCGGCGCGGGCGGCGACCCUUUCGCGGGGAGACGCGGCGGACCGGGCGCGGGCGGCGGCGGCGGCGGGAGGAAGAGCUACGGCAGCGGCGACGUCUUCGACGUCGACGCGGACGUCAAAGACGCGUAG
Molecule: messenger RNA, 708 nt
Organism: Micromonas pusilla CCMP1545
Lineage: Eukaryota; Viridiplantae; Chlorophyta; Mamiellophyceae; Mamiellales; Mamiellaceae
Exons: 1
Coding region: 1-708 (235 amino acids)
Source: RefSeq, a predicted model, not a curated record